GACGGACGCCGACUCAUGGAUGAGGCCAUGCAUGAUGAACCACAGCCACGUAUCUAAUGCAGCUGCAGAGUAUCGCACAGCAGGCUGGAACGUACGACGUGGGCUCAGCGGUGCACGGCAGCAGCACUCUAGCUAGGAUAGGAUUUGGUUUAGGCUAGGCUGAGUCCUUUAUUGUUCAUCAGCAUGAUCGAAGGGUACGAUCCAGUUUACCAAUCUCUGCUUGGUACCUUGUUUACUUGGGGUUUAACUGCGGCAGGUUCUGCAUUGGUGUUUGUGUUUGCUAGUGGAAAGAGAAAAGUACUAGAUGGAAGUUUGGGAUUUGCAGCAGGGGUUAUGAUUGCAGCUUCGUACUGGUCUUUACUUGCACCAGCUAUAGAACUUGCCCAAAAUUCUGGCACAUACGGAAAGGAGGGAGAAUGGGCAUUUAUACCUGCAGCAGUUGGAUUUGCAAUCGGAGCUGCGUUUGUGUAUGCAGCUGACUUACUAAUGCCAUAUAUGGGUGUGACUUCAUCUAAUUUAGCUGUUAUAUAUAGUACUGAGCACAAAGAUCAUUCCAAGUCUGAUGAAAUUUAUAAUCAAUAUGAUGAACAACAUCCUUCUGUAGUUAUAGGAAUGUCUGAGAAUGGGUCGUCAUCAUUGAUGCAGAGGAGGAAGAAGGCUGUAAGUGAUGGAACAUUAGACGCAUCAAUAAAAUCACCAACAGUUCAGCAUCACUCUGUUCAGUGGAAAAGAAUAUUUCUUUUAAUUUUAGCAAUAACUAUCCAUAAUAUACCAGAGGGCCUUGCUGUUGGAGUUGGCUUUGGGGCCAUUGGAAAAACACCAUCAGCAACAUUUGAAAGUGCAAGAAAUCUAGCAAUUGGAAUUGGUAUCCAAAAUUUCCCAGAAGGCCUAGCUGUUAGUCUUCCUCUGAGAGCAUCAGGAUUUUCAGUUUGGAGAAGUUUCUG
Molecule: messenger RNA, 944 nt
Organism: Anneissia japonica
Lineage: Eukaryota; Metazoa; Echinodermata; Crinoidea; Comatulida; Comatulidae
Product: zinc transporter ZIP11-like
Biological process (GO): zinc ion transmembrane transport
Cellular component (GO): membrane
Molecular function (GO): zinc ion transmembrane transporter activity
Source: RefSeq, a predicted model, not a curated record